ACCAAAGACAUUAUUUAUACCUUCGUAUGGAGAUGGAAAAAACCCCACUACCUAGACCAAACGAUAUUGUAAUGACUCCACCAACAAACACCUACCAGCAAGAACCUAUAACUCCACCAAGGGUUAACCAUUCCGCUUUAAAGCCCAAUCAAGUGGGUCAGGUCAUAUUGUAUGGUGUUCCUAUUGUUUCCUUGGUAAUUGACGGCCAAGAGAGGCUAUGUCUGGCACAGAUCUCCAACACCCUUUUGAAGCACUACAGCUACAAUGAGAUCCACAACAGGAGGGUUGCACUGGGGAUCACCUGUGUUCAGUGCACACCUGUACAGCUGGAAAUCCUGCGGCGAGCCGGAGCCAUGCCUAUCUCCUCCAGGAGAUGUGGCAUGAUAACCAAAAGGGAAGCAGAGAGACUUUGCAAGUCCUUUCUGGGUGAGAACUCACCCCCAAAGCUUCCAGAUAACUUUGCAUUUGACGUGUCUCAUGAGUGCGCCUGGGGUUCUAGGGGAAACUUUAUUCCAGCUCGAUACAACAGCUCCAGGGCUAAAUGCAUCAAAUGCUCUUAUUGUAAUAUGUACUUUUCUCCCAAUAAGUUCAUUUUCCACUCCCACCGCACCCCAGAAGCUAAGUACACCCAGCCUGAUGCUGCUAACUUCAAUUCCUGGAGGCGUCACCUCAAACUGACUGAUAAAACCCCACCUGAUGACCUGGCCUUUGCAUGGGAGGAUGUGAAAGCCAUGUUUAAUGGGGGAAGUCGGAAGAGAGCCUUGCCCCAGGGGAACUGCUCUUCUCUCAGCCAGAUGAAGGCUGUCAGUAGUGUACUCCCUCACAUGAUAACUCCUGAUCUAUCUCAGAAAAGGACCAGGUUUGAAGAGGAUGAAGAUGUUGAGGGAACAAGUCUGUCUUCUCAGAAAAACCCUCGCAGCUACCCAGUCAUCCCAGUCCCAAGCAAGAGCUUUGGCAUGCUGCAAAAGUUCCCUGCCACCUCUCUCUUCCCAAACCCUUACACCUUUCCGGCUUUCAGCCUGUGUCAGAAAAAAGAUGACAGUGAACCUGCUAAUGGGCAGAAACCAAGUGGACUAUCAGGGCUUCUUUGGCCUGGGAGGAAGGAUGCUUUCUACCCACCCUUUUGUAUGUUUUGGCCACCACGGACCCCUGCCGGUAUUUCGGUCCCAACCUACCUCCAACCUCAACCCAACGCACUCACCUCUCUUUCUGAAAACCCCACACUGAGGCAGGCUUUCCUUGACCUCUCGGACCAAAGCGAAGCAGCCAGCAUGGCCAAUUCCAGGAGUGGCUUGUUUGAAAAUGAAUGUACCCCGACAACUAAUGACCUCAGGCCAGCGUCCGAUGGGAGGCUAAAGCUCAUGGACAUGUCUUCAUUCCAGGCCAGGAAACCGAGCUACCACUCAGCCUUCAGGCCUGUAGUUAAAGAUGCAGAGAGCAUCGCCAAGCUUCAUGGUAACCUGGAGGAAUUUGGCUCUGAUAGGCACCUCUCCCCUGGGACCAGCUGCAGUUACCAGAGCGACAGUGGGGACAGUGAUGAGGAGCAGGAGGUGGAUGUGGAGACCAACAGACAGCAGGACGAAGAGGAAGAGGAUUUCAGCAGUGGCCAGUGCACCCAGAUCAUAGUCCCUCCAGAAAACGGGGAGCAAAGGGCUAAAGAAAGAGUCCACUUCCCUGGCAUCAUAGCAGAAACCAACAAUAUAAAAACUGGCAGCACAGAGAAUUCACCUGCUAAUCUCAAAGACUCAAGAAGUGACCAGGGGCAAGAAACAACUCCACCUGUUUCACUAAAAAAAGAUGUUGAAAAUAUGGAAAAAGAAGAACUCCAGAAAGUGCUUCUAGAACAGAUAGAUUUACGAAGAAGAUUAGAGCAGGAGUUCCAUGUGUUAAAGGGCACUGCUACGUUCCCUGUUUUCAAUAACUUCCAGGACCAAAUGAAGAGAGAGUUAGCCUACAGAGAAGAGAUGGUUCAGCAAUUACAAAUGAUUCCUUAUGCAAACUUGAUACGGAAAGAAAAACUUGGCACACAUCUCAACAAGUCCUAAAAGGAAGCUCUGUACCUGCUGCAGCUCAUCUCCUGUAAGAUACAAUCAUCCACCUCAGCGCUUCGGCCAAUUCAGAGAUCUGGAAGGAAUCAUACAUUAACCCAGUACAGGGUUCUCAGCAUCAGGAGCCAGGCCCGUGACCUCCUACCAAUCCAUGGACUUCAAUGUAAAAUAGCAGAGUAGAAAGGGUGUAACUGGUGCUGUAGGAAUGAGAACACUGACUCAUUGAAAACACUGUUGUUUGAUGGCACUUUUUUUCAGCUGUGUAUAUUUUUCUCUAACAAAUCCCAGCCCUCAUGGGUCUAUAACUGAUUGUAAAAUCUGGAAAUGCUGUAGAUAUGAAGACAUGCAUUUAGUCCAACCAAUAAAGCCUUGUUUAUCUUUUUCAGACUGAUAUCUGUAAAAUGAGACACUUUCAUUUGUUUAAAGAUCAGCUGAAAUUGCAGUAUUAUUGAAGGGCAUUCCAUACUGUAUGUACUGUUCGCCCUUCUCUGGUAGCCUGCCUGCUGUAUAAAUCAAAUGAACCGU
Polyodon spathula (Mississippi paddlefish) is the source of this 2573-nucleotide messenger RNA. Its product is annotated as SKI family transcriptional corepressor 2-like. Bases 27 to 2045 code for a protein of 672 amino acids. Gene Ontology annotation, biological process: negative regulation of transcription by RNA polymerase II; negative regulation of BMP signaling pathway. Gene Ontology annotation, cellular component: nucleus; transcription regulator complex. NCBI's taxonomy places the organism in Eukaryota, Metazoa, Chordata, Actinopteri, Acipenseriformes, Polyodontidae. The transcript is spliced from 6 exons. Gene Ontology annotation, molecular function: SMAD binding; RNA polymerase II cis-regulatory region sequence-specific DNA binding; DNA-binding transcription factor activity, RNA polymerase II-specific. The record is from RefSeq and is a predicted model, not a curated record.